GUGGAUCACUUUUGAUGGGUUCCGGUUCCGGAAAGGGUUUGAGACCCCGCCCUUCGCUCGCUAGGAGGGAGUCCGCCGGCGCCGGCGGCCGCAGGACUGUCCAGAAAGAAAUUUUCCAGGGAGAUCUUACUUGAAACACCGAUAGUUCUUGCACAGCUAAAAUGACAUCCACUUGGGCUAUCCAGGCCCACAUGGACCAGGAUGAACCUUUGAAAGUAAAGAUAGAGGAGGAGGAGAAGUAUAUCACCAGACAAAAUUGGAACCUGCGUAAAAACAACACGCAUAGCAGAGAGGUCUUCCGUCAGUACUUCAGACAGUUCUGCUACCAGGAGACAUCUGGUCCCCGUGAGGCUUUGAGCCGACUCCGAGAGCUUUGCCAUCAGUGGCUGAGGCCAGAGACCCACACCAAAGAACAGAUCCUGGAGCUACUGGUGCUGGAGCAGUUCCUGACCAUCCUACCUGAGGAGCUCCAGGCCUGGGUGCAGGAGCAGCAUCCAGAGAGUGGGGAGGAGGUGGUGACUGUGCUGGAGGAUUUAGAGAGAGAGCUGGAUGACCCAGGAGAGAGGGUCUUACCUCACACUGAGGAACAGAAAAUGUUCUUGCAAGAGAUGGUAUCUCUAAGAAAAGAAGGAGAACCCAGUAUGUCCCUCCAGUCCAUGAAAGCCCAGCUAAAGUAUGAAUCUCCAGAACUUGAAUUCCAACAGAAGCAAGUUUUAGAUAUUGAGACUGGAAAUGAGUUUGGGAAUUUAAAGCAAGAAGUUUCUGAAGAAAUGGAACCACAUGAGAAUACAUCCAGUAAACUUGAAAAUGCUAUGUCCCAGUCUGUUAGGUGUAGAGAAACUUAUGAACCUGAAGAAAUAGCAGAAGAGCCCUCUGCACACUCCAGAGAAGAUAAACAACCUACCUGUGAUGAAAGUGGAGUAAGCCUGACUGAGAACUCGGACCAUACUGAACAUCAGAGAAUCUGUCCAGGAGAAAAAUCUUAUGGAUGUGAUGACUGUGGAAAAGCUUUCAGUCAGCACUCACACCUCAUAGAACAUCAGAGGAUCCAUUCUGGAGACAGACCCUACAAAUGCGAAGAAUGUGGAAAAGCUUUCCGUGGGAGAACUGUGCUUAUUCGACACAAAAUAAUACACACUGGAGAGAAACCAUAUAAGUGUAAUGAGUGUGGCAAAGUCUUUGGCCGAUGGUCAGCUCUUAACCAACAUCAGAGACUUCACACAGGAGAAAAACACUAUCACUGCAAUGAAUGUGGCAAAGCCUUUAGUCAGAAAGCAGGCCUCUUUCACCAUAUCAAGAUCCACACAAGAGACAAACCUUAUCAGUGUACUCAGUGUAAUAAAAGUUUUAGUCGGCGUUCCAUACUUAUUCAGCAUCAAGGAGUUCAUACUGGCGCGAAGCCCUAUGAGUGCAACGAGUGUGGAAAAGCCUUUGUUUAUAACUCAUCUCUUGUUUCCCAUCAGGAAAUCCACCACAAAGAAAAAUGCUAUCAGUGUAAGGAAUGUGGGAAAUCUUUCAGUCAGAGUGGCCUUAUUCAGCAUCAGAGAAUUCACACUGGGGAAAAACCCUACAAAUGUGAGGUAUGUGAAAAAGCCUUUAUUCAAAGGACAAGUCUUACAGAACAUCAGCGAAUUCACACUGGAGAAAGACCCUAUAAAUGUGAUAAGUGUGGGAAGGCGUUUACUCAAAGAUCGGUCCUCACGGAACAUCAGAGAAUCCACACUGGAGAAAGGCCCUACAAGUGUGAUGAUUGUGGGAACGCCUUCCGAGGAAUCACCAGCCUCAUUCAGCAUCAGAGAAUCCACACUGGAGAGAAGCCCUACCAAUGCGAUGAGUGUGGGAAAGCCUUCAGACAGAGGUCAGAUCUUAGUAAACACCAGAGAAUCCAUAAUAGAGGUGGUCCUUAUAUAUGUAAAGAGUGUGGGAAAUCAUUCAGGCAGAACUCAGCUCUUACUCAACAUCAGACUAUCCACAAAGGAGAAAAAUCUGUUUCUGUGUGAUGACUACAGGGAAGUAAUCUCACAGAGUUCAGGCCGGAAGAAGACCACCUACAAGGAAAUACUUCUGAAAAAUCACUGUUAACCCCAAGCUGGAGUGAAUCUUCUCCUGAGCUCUCUCAUUCCAGAAUGGCAAUCGUGCUACAUGUAGAAAAGAUCUCUAAUAGUGACUGAUGGUAAAGGAAGAAGGCUGUGCCUGGGAUAAAGAAUCAGGCUGGCAAAGAAAUCACAGAUCUUUCCUCAAACUUUACAUUGUUAUUAUGUGGAUAUAGCUGCCUGGACUUCACAGAGCUGUCAGAAAACUUAGGAAGCUUUGCCAGUAGUUCCUGAGGCCAGAAAUACAUGUCAAGAAGUAGGUGCUGGUGUCCUGGCCCCUAUUUGUGAAGCUGCAGAUAUAAGUAGGAUAAUAUCAUAAUCCAGAAUGUGGAGAGGAGGCAAUCCAUGAUGCUGGAAAAGUUGAAGAGACAGCUUGAAUGAAGGACAAACCACAGAUGGUGUUACUGAGAAGGAAACUAAGGACUUGGCUCCAAAACAAAAACAUUCUGGAGAUGCUGAGUUUUGUGGGGUGGGGAACUGCAACGUCAAUGCAGUAAGUGUGGUAAAAGCCGUAGCUUCUGGUGAGUCAUUACUCAGCAUCAUGGAGUCCACAAUGAAGAGAAUCUCUGCAAUCUCUGCAAUCAACAAGUUUUGAAAGGCUUUUGUUUAUAGUGGAUGCCUCUUUUCCCCCCAGAAGAUUCACUACAAGGAAAAAUGCUAUCAUUAUAAGGAAUGUGGGAAAGUUUUCAGCCACAUGGCCUUAUUUGACAUCAAAGAAUCCACGUAAGAGACUGCAUAAAUGUGAUAACUGAGAAGGCCUUUGUUCAGCAAGGAAACCUUAUACAACCUUGUUUGACAAAUGUAGGAAGACCUUCACCCAGACGCAAGGACUGACUGUGCACCAGAGAAUCUGCACGAUAAACGAGAUGAAUGUGGAAAUGCUUUCCAUUGUGUACCAGCUUUCCUCAGCAUUGGUGCAUUCACACUAAAGGGAAACCCUACCAGUGUUAGACUAUGGAAAAGUCUUCAGAGGUUGGAACUUGGGAAAAAUCAGUGAAUUCAUAUUAGAGAGGCUCUUAUAAAUGAGAGGAUUGUGGGAAGUUAUAUGGACAAAGAUCAUACCUCAACAAGGGAGUUUCCACAGUUUUGAAAAGUUAAUAUAAUUAAUGUAAGUGGGCAAGUUGUAUGGGAAAUGAGUAUUCUAAAAUGCUCAUUUUAGCCAGUAAAAACGUUGAGUGUCUUAGGUCAA
Sapajus apella (tufted capuchin) is the source of this 3282-nucleotide messenger RNA. It is a transcript of the gene ZSCAN12, whose product is annotated as zinc finger and SCAN domain containing 12. The record is from RefSeq and is a predicted model, not a curated record. Gene Ontology annotation, cellular component: nucleus. Gene Ontology annotation, biological process: regulation of transcription by RNA polymerase II. The transcript has 6 exons. Gene Ontology annotation, molecular function: RNA polymerase II cis-regulatory region sequence-specific DNA binding; DNA-binding transcription factor activity, RNA polymerase II-specific. The coding region runs from base 162 to 2000 and encodes 612 amino acids. Lineage: Eukaryota; Metazoa; Chordata; Mammalia; Primates; Cebidae.